Molecule: messenger RNA, 1023 nt
Organism: Bufo gargarizans (Asiatic toad)
Lineage: Eukaryota; Metazoa; Chordata; Amphibia; Anura; Bufonidae
Product: putative surface protein SACOL0050
Exons: 2
Molecular function (GO): nucleic acid binding
Source: RefSeq, a predicted model, not a curated record
GGAAACAGAAGAACAAAGAACCGUGAGGAAGAAGCCAGAGCUCCGUCUGUAUCCGAGCGAGCUGAGACUGUAUCUGAGCGAGCUGCGUCUGUAUCCGAGCGAGCUCCGUCUGUAUCCAAGCAAGCUGCGUCUGUAUCUGAGCGAGCUCCGUCUGUAUCCGAGCGAGAUCCGUCUGUAUCCAAGCAAGCUAAGUCUGUAUCCGAGCAAGCUGAGUCUGUAUCUGAGUGUGCUCCGUCUGUAUCCGAGCGAGCUCCGUCUGUAUCCGAGCGAGCUGAGACUGUAUCCGAGCGAGCAGCGUCUGUAUCCGAGCGAGCAGUGUCUGUAUCCGAGCGAGCUCCAUCUGUAUCCGAGCGAGCUGAGACUGUAUCCGAGCGAGCAGCGUCUGUAUCCGAGCAAGCAGCAUCUGUAUCCGAGCGAGCUCCAUCUGUAUCCGAGCGAGCUGAGACUGUAUCCGAGCGAGCAGCGUCUGUAUCCGAGCAAGCAGCAUCUGUAUCUGAGCGAGCUCCAUCUGUAUCCGAGCGAGCAGCAUCUGUAUCCGAGCGAGCAGCAUCUGUAUCCGAGCGAGCAGCAUCUGUAUCCGAGCGAGCUCCGUCUGUAUCCGAGCGAGCAGCAUCUGUAUUCGAGCGAGCUGAGACUGUAUCCGAGCAAGCUCCGUCUGUAUCCGAGCGAGCUCCGUCUGUAUCCGAGCGAGCUCCGUCUGUAUCUGAGACAGCUGGACGCCCUCCUUGUGACAGCGCCCCCCGUCCACCGAUGUCCACACCAGGGUCACCCACUCCCCGGCUCCUUCUUCUCCGCCUUGAAGAAGUUAUUAAGACGCAGGUUCACUUAACUUUUCUCCAGAGUCCUGACCUUAACUCUAUGGAGAUGCUGAGGCAUGACCUGAAGAAGACCAUGCCGGCCAGGCACCCUAAGAACAUUGAUGAACUUAAGGAGAGCUGUAGGGAGGAGUGCUCCUUAAUGUCGUGUAAAUAUUCGGUGGAGGUGACUUCAGCCAAAGGGAAAUCUACAGAUUAUGUAAUCUAA